Danio aesculapii is the source of this 1752-nucleotide messenger RNA. Its product is annotated as gastrula zinc finger protein XlCGF8.2DB. Gene Ontology annotation, biological process: regulation of transcription by RNA polymerase II. The transcript has 3 exons. The record is from RefSeq and is a predicted model, not a curated record. Gene Ontology annotation, molecular function: RNA polymerase II cis-regulatory region sequence-specific DNA binding; DNA-binding transcription factor activity, RNA polymerase II-specific. NCBI's taxonomy places the organism in Eukaryota, Metazoa, Chordata, Actinopteri, Cypriniformes, Danionidae. Bases 76 to 1236 code for a protein of 386 amino acids.
CGUCAUCAGUCAGCUGCGUGCUCCUGUCUGUUGUAAACAGGCUCCACAAAGAGAAUAGAGCAGAUUAUUAUAAAGAUGGCGUUUAUUAAAGAGGAGAGUGAAGACAUGGAGAUUGAAGAAACAUUCACAGUCAAACAUGAAGAGAUUGAAGAAGCUUUCAGAGUCAAACAUGAAGAUCCUGAGGAACAAACAGACCUGAUGCUUCUGAAAAGGAAGAAUCAAGACCUGAAAGAUGUGGAAGAGGAGGGUCAGCCCGAAGAACAAAUCAAUCUCAAAACUGGAAAAAUAGCAACACAGACAACAAAACAGUCUUCCUCACCAAAAAGUGUCCAGGAGACUAACUGCAGUACCUGCCAGCAGUGUGGAAAGAGUUUCAGUGGGAAGCGAAACCUUGAAGUACACAUGAGGAUUCACACUGGUGAGAAGCCGUUCACCUGCCAACACUGUGGGAAGAGCUUCACUCAAAAAGGGAACCUUAAAAGCCACAUGAUAAUCCACAGCGGAGAGAAGCCUUACGCCUGCCAAGUCUGUGGGAAGAGUUUUGCUCAAAAACGAAACUGUGCUGACCACAUGAGACUACACACCGGAGAGAAGUCCUUCACCUGCAACCUGUGUGGAAAGAGCUUCACUCAGAAAGGCAAUCUUAAAAGCCACUUGAUCAUUCACAGCGGAGAGAAGCCUUACAGCUGCCUACAGUGUGAAAGCACUUUCACUCAAAAGGUGCACCUUGAACAACACAUGAAAGUUCACAGCGGAGAGAAGCCAUUCACAUGCGAUCAGUGUGGAAAGAGUUUCACGCUCAAAGACUCUCUCGGCUCCCACAUGAGAGUUCACACUGGAGAAAGCCAGUUUAUCUGUCAUCAGUGCGGGAAAAGCUUCAAUCACAAAAAAAGCUUCAAUAUUCACCUCAGAGUUCACACUGGAGAGGAACCGUACACGUGCUGUUGGUGUGGACAGAGUUUCAGAUAUAAAUCAUCCCUCGAUGUCCACAUUAGAGUUCACACUGGAGAAAACCCUCAUACCUGCGGACUGUGUGGGAAGAGCUUCACACAGAAAGGCUCUCUAAAGGCUCACAUGAUCAUUCACACUGGAGAGAAGCCGUUCACAUGUGUUCAGUGCGGAAAGAGCUUUAGACGAAAACUAACCUUGAAUGAACACAUGAAGAUUCACAUUGAGAGUGAACUAUUAGAUCAAUCUAUUGCAGCUACAUCAACGUGUAAAGAUUCACCAACAUGAAACACUUGAAGACACUGUCAAGUAACUGGAGAGAUGUUUACCACUACUAGCUGUGAGUAGAGCGCUUCCUGCAUCGCUGCAGUCCUGAAGAUUUGUGCCCCAACCCUAAUUGAAAGCAUUUUAACAAGCUAAUCAAGGUCUAUCGAGGUGUCAAACUGCACUUUUCGGCCUAUUGACUUUAAUUCAUAAGCAUGCGAAUGCAGCAGACCAGAAACGCAAGCUCUGACAUCAAGUUUUUGAUGUCAAUGUAUUCGAAAGUUCAAGCUUGGUGACGUCUGACCUGCGAAAUCACAUCAUGUGAUGUGUGAGACCGACAGAAGAGCAAAACGUGACCUCUGUACAGAAAAUUGAAAUAUUGAGCAACUGCUCGAUUUAUUAAUUUAUUGAAUAAUCUUCUUUAAUCCUGCCCUUUUUUGCAGCGCAUUAUUUAUUGUGUCUGUCCAUUUUUGCACUUGUUUAAAUUCUAUUUAAUAUAGCGCACAGAAUUGCCGUCUUCUUGUGGCUAUCGUGACUUGA